AGGUGGUGGAGGUGGUAGUGGUGGUGCUGCUUCUGGUGGUACCGUGUUGCAAUGCAAAGGAUCUUCGGUAGUCUCUGGCGUUUCUACACGAAUGUGAACGCAGUUGUUUUACCGCAGAUCGCUCCCGUACGCCAGGGGAGGAUGGUCGCUCGUAGUAAGAACCACUCUACUAGUGAGCUUUAAUACACUCCGGCUUUUCUGUGCGUGUAAAAAACAAAAAUAAGCUUCGCGUUGACUGAUUUUGUUCUUCGUGGGCUCUCGAAGCUAAAUCUCUACUGGCAUGGAGCUGGGAGCGCACUGAUAGUAAUAAUUUAUGAGAAAUCAUUUUCUUAUUCAGAUCUUGGUUUUUAUGAAUUGCCUGCCAAAGAGGAACCCAGCCAGAUGUUUCCACAUUAUUCUAGUUUACAUGAGAUUUAUACAGAAACAAAUGCCUUCGUACAAAAUUCCAUGGGGGAUGAAGUAGUAUUAGGGGUAAGGAGUCUGUAUUGGGAGGGAGAAUGGGAAAGAUCAGAUUCGAUUGAUUGCUGGUACUGUGAUAUCAAAUCCAUAAACAGCAACAAGAUGGCAGUAAGUACUGACCAUCCGAAAGCUACCGCCGCCAAUGACAUAUUAACCGUCCUGCCAAGCCAAACCAGUGAGUUAAGCUCAACUGGUAUAGGUAAGGCCUGCCAGUCAGUGGCGCCAGUAACCACAAAAAACCCAACAAAUUUCUUUCUAACUUACGAUAAUAAUAAGGUAAAUAACGCAAAACAUAAUCAUCACAAGUACAGAAAGCAAAACACACUGGGCUUGCUUGGUCAGCUGGGCAGCUCCGCCAAUAAUUCUAAGUCUACUUUUAAGACAUUAAGUGAUAAUAAGUAUAGUUUCAGAAAUGUAAGCGUUAGGGUACUAAGUAUAAAUGUAUAUCUACAAGUUUCAAGGGGUGAAGUGUAUCGCACCAUUGGGGUACCUAGCCUAGUUAGGAUACCCAAGUCUGAUUGCCCCAAAUGGUUGCUAUGCCUCCCUAACUUUGACAACAGUUACUCUAUACUAGGGUUUCGCCUUGAGCUAGGCGACAACAAUAAGAUUAAGGCUCAUUUUAGUUUGAUAAGUAAUAAUAACUCCAAGUCUGUGAUAUUGCUCAGCUCAAUCAGGAACAGUGACCAUUGUUUCCUGCUUGGCGGUGGUCCUGUCGAGAUAGAUGCUAUUAUUACUCAGCAAUUCGGUAUUAUAAAGGAUGUUGCAAAGAGAUGGAAACUACUAGGUCAUAAGUAUGUCCUGGUUAUUAUCAAUUCUCAUGAGACAUCUAGACUGCUAAUCAGACGUUAUUGCAAAACGUCUAACGAUAAUUGUAACGUUGUUCGAUUAACGUUAGCUCUCGAUAAAUUAUGGAACCUAUUAUUAAAAUCGCAUUUCGGUGGCAUCGAUUUUUUAAUAAUAUCGGUUCCCAUAAUAAUAAUACUAAUAAUAAGCGAACAGAAUUUAGCGAUAUUCACCGCCAGUUCUUCCAUUACGCUUAUCGUUUCUGAAAACGAAGUAACUGACCACAUCUCGCGAUCUUUCCUGGAAAAUCUCAAGCAACUCCGUGUACAAUCUUUUACUUCUCCAUUAUCUAAUGUCACUGUUACCGAGCUGAUGCAACUCAUAUGUGUUCCAAUAUUAAAACAUUAUAAGGGUAAUAAUAAUAAUAAUAUUAAUAAUAAUAAUAAUAAUAAUAAUAACGAUAAUGAAUAUUAUAAGAAGAACAUUAGCAUCAGUAGUAUUGAAGAAGAAAUUAAUAGUAAUAACAAUAAUCCAGAUGUUAUCGAAGACAUUGUUGAGAUCGCUGUGUGCUACCAGACUAGUUAUAUAAAUACUAAUAAUGUUAGGAUCUUAGCGUUCGAAAAUGAUGGUAUUAGUCGUACCGAAGCAACAAUAUUUACUGUUGGUGCUCUUUUAUUUCAGGAUAACAAUAAAUAUAAGAAGCCUCUAAAUACUAGUUAUAAGGUUAGCGACUAUAGUAGAUCAGUGGGUUCUGAUCUUCAAUCUAACUUUAUCAUUAAGUCUGUAUCUAAGUCUAUGUUAAAUGAUAAACUUAGGAUUAAGUGUGAAAUGUCUCUAACCGCUCGAUUAAACGAAUCUGACAAGAGAAAGCAAGUUAGGUUGGCUGCCAACAUUCCUAUAAUGACUACCUGCGAGCCUACGAUGACGCUUACAAGCCAAUCAGCCACCAUCACAUCCCAAACAAUCGGUGUACCUGUAUGUCGAGCGGAUAAUAAUCAUCGCGUAUGUGACGAUGGGAUGCGAGCAGAAUUUUUGAAUACAUUUCAGAAUGACCAAAAAAUAUGUAUCCAGCGUAUGUUGUUGGCAAGUCGCACAGAUGACAAAUUAACGAAUGACUUGCGUCUUACAUUAAACAAAUCAACUAAACAAACUUACAUCGAGAAGCUCCGAUCUUUAUCUAUGGAUGAUUACGACAAUGAAGGUCCAAUGGAUUCUUAUUAUAAUCAUCUCAAGAAGGCAUCUAGUAAUCGUAGUCUACCAAAUUCUUACUACGAUAAUGAUAAUGAUUAUGAUUAUAAUUAUGAUUUUAAUGUAUGCGAUUUCGAUAUUAGGAAAUUUUAUUCCAAAUCAAUUGACUUACAAUGGUCUAGUUUAAUAUCGUAUAUACGCUAUUUAAUAUGUGCUUAUCAUAAAGCAUAUAAAAUGGACGGAACAAAAUCUGAAGAUCUAUUGGGACAAUUAAAGUAUUUAUUGAAUAUAUAUUUCGAUAAAUCAAUGCGACAAUUCAACAAGAUUUACGAGCCAAUAUUAAAUUACAAACAACGAUGGGGUAUUUCAACGAUAUUAAAAUUAGCAGGAGGUGGUGAAAGUUCGCUAAAUAGUGGAGGAGCUACUAAUUGGGGUUCUACGCAAACUACCGCACCCAAUAAUAAUAAUACUAAUCAAUCAGGAUGGGUUGGUACACCAGGAAAUGCACCUGGAAAUGCUGGUACACCUAGCAGUUGGGGUGGAAAUUCUGUAAAUAGAUCUGUAUCUGGUAAUCCCAAUCAAAAUCAGAAUCAAGGCCCACCUGGUACACAAAAUGCAUCAGGAAACGUGAAUAAAGUUAAUAAUCCGAAUCAACAAUCGAAUCAGCAAUCUGGUCCACCUACCUCUCAGUCAAAUUCUUCUCAAGGGAAUCAGAAUAGUAGUCAAUGGUCUCAGGGAAAAUCUAAUAAUCCAGGUGGUCCAGGACAAAAUCCACAAAAUAAUAACAACAGUGUUGUACAACAACAAUCGGGAAGUUCUACUGGUGGUAACAAUCCAUCUAAUAACAAUGCGCAAGGAUCUGUGAGUAGCGGAAACACAUCGGCUAGUAAUAAUCCAUCGACUAAGCAACAGCUUGAACAAUUGACUACGAUGAGGGAAGCGCUUUUUAGUCAAGACGGAUGGGGCUGUCAACAUGUGAAUCAAGAUACGAGUUGGGACGUACCAAGUUCUCCUGAGCCGAAUCCAGCCAAAGAUGGUGUUCCAAUAUGGAAACCAGCCGUAAACAAUGGUACUGAUUUAUGGGAAGCUAAUUUACGAAAUGGUGGUCAACCUCCACCUCAUCAACAAUCCAAAACUCCAUGGGGUCAUACUCCUGCAACUAACAUUGGUGGUACUUGGGGCGAAGAUGAUGAAACGACUGACACAUCGAAUAUGUGGACAGGUGCUCCUGCACCUUCUCAACCGAAUGCAGCUCAAUGGACUGCCGGUAAUCAAGCCGGAACAAAUUGGGCAGAUCCAAGAAUUGAUCAUAGAGAUCCACGUGAUUUACGAUCAGUCGAUCCAAGAGAGAUGCGAGAUCCACGAGAUCAUCGUAUACCUCAUGAUCCACGUGAUCAUAUGCGCGUAAUGGAUCCUAUGGCAAGAGAUCCAAGGAUGGGUGAUAUGCGAGGGGAUCCACGUGGUAUAUCUGGACGAUUAAAUGGUAGUAAUACUGAUGCCAUGUGGGGACAACCACCGGGUCCUCCGCAUCAUCAGAUGAGUCACCAGCAUCCAUCUGGUCCUCCUACUAAAAUGCUCAAUCCUACUAACAUGAAUCAAUGGGCAGCACCGCCACCAAAGGAUAUGAUGCCUGGUAAACCUUCCGGAUGGGAAGAACCAUCUCCACCAACUCAAAGGCGUAAUGUAACUAAUUAUGACGAUGGUACAAGCUUAUGGGGAAAUCCAGCAGCCAAUCAGCGCACAAUGCCUGCUACUAAAGUAUCACAUUGGAAAGACUUGCCAACCCCUAAUAUUGGACGUGGAGGUAUGCAAUGUCCACCAGGCAUGCCUCAGAAUAGAAUGCCUGGUCAACCAGGUAUGAAACCUGACGUAGGAGGUCCAGGAAUGUGGGCUCAUCCUGGAGCUCCAGGUGGACGUAAUGGAACAUGGGCAGAUGGGCCUCAUGAUACUACCUCUUGGGAUGAUCCCAAAACACCAGCUACUUGGAACGAGCCUCCAUUGAAUCCAGCUACUUGGGGUGGUCCUGCUACUCAUAAACAAAAAUCAAUGGGACCUACUGGUAGUUGGGUAGACUCUGACAUUGAUCCUACUCCUAGUUGGGGUCAUCCUGCUAAACCUACCUUAACCAAGGACUUUAUUUGGAAUAGUCGUGAAUUUCGUUAUCUUUGUGACUUAGGAUAUAAGAAAGAAGAUGUGGAGUUAGCUCUGAGAAACCGUGAAAUGAACAGAGACGAAGCCCAAGAACUUUUAAGUCAGAUUCGACCUCUUGAUCAAUGGCCACGUCGCCAUGAUACACAUUCUGGUUAUGAUCCAACUAAUCAACCAACAACUGCACCAGCAUACCCGAGAUUCAAUCAUGUGUCACAACCGAUGACAUUCCCACCGGCAUCACGUGCACCACAAAAUACACCAUCGAAUCAACAAUUGCGUAUGUUGGUGCAACAAAUUCAGUUGGCUGCCCAAGAAGGAUAUUUAAAUCAUCAAAUAUUGAAUCAAGCAUUAUCACCACAGACAUUGAUGCUGCUAAAUCAAUUAUUGCAACAAAUUAAGAUUUUGCAACAGUUGCAUCAACAACAUUCUGUCCAGAGUUCAUUGAAGAGCAACAGUCCAUCGGUUUUGCAAAUAAGUGUACAAAUAACCAAGACCAAGCAACAAAUUGCUAACUUGCAAAAUCAAAUAGCUAUACAACAGGCAACGUUUAUAAAACAACAACAACAACAACAACAUCAACAACAUGCCGUUAACAAUGCCCCACCAUCUCAAUCAUUGGAGUAUUACAAGACUUCUGUACAUGAUCCCAUGUCAGUUUUACAAAACAGCUUCAGUGAUUUGACAAUGAACAAAGAACCACCUGUUAGUCAACAACAGUCGAGAUUAAAUCAAUGGAAAUUACCAUCUAUCGACAAGGAUGGCGAUAUAGGAGCUAAUGAAUUUUCUCGUGCUCCUGGUACUACCAGCAAACAGUCGACAGCUCCUGGUGGUCUAACACAAUCGCACAGUAGCCCCAAUAUGAAUCCUCUGCUAGGUCAAGGCGAUGGAACAUGGUCAUCUAGACUUGGUGAUAGCGGUUGGCCAGAUCCAGGGAAUUCAGAUUCCUCGGAUGCAAAAGAUUGGCAACCUGGAGGUGCAGCGUUCACUGAUCUCGUACCGGAAUUUGAACCUGGCAAACCAUGGAGGGGUACCCAGAUGAAAAGUAUCGAAGAUGAUCCCAGUAUCACUCCUGGUUCAGUUGUACGCUCUCCCCUAUCACUGGCUGCUAUCAAGGAUCCUGAUGCUAUAUUUUCAUCAAGUAGCAAGACUUCACCACCGCCUCAAAAUCCUAAUCCGGAUACAUCGAUUCCAAGUUUAAGUAAUUCUACAUGGACAUUUAAUCCACCCGCUUCAACGCCUACUGCAUUUACUAAUUCGAAAAAUACAUGGGAGUCAGCACCACCACCAACUGCCGUUACCUCAGAACUAUGGGGUGCACCGAUGAGUAAAGCACGAGGUCCUCCUCCUGGCCUAGGAAGUAAAGGUGCUGGUAGCACCAGUAACGGCUGGGCUGCUGGUGGUUUAGGAGGUGUCUCUAAAUCAUCCAGUUCCUGGGGUGGCCUUCAAUCAAAUCCUGUUAGCAAUUCUAGUUGGGUCUCGACCUGGCUGUUAUUGAGAAACUUGACUCCACAAAUUGAUGGUUCAACUUUAAAGACGUUGUGUAUGCAACAUGGACCGGUGCAAGACUUCCGUCUAUAUCUGAAUCAUGGAAUCGCUCUUACCAAAUAUUCAUCACGAGAUGAAGCUAUAAAGGCACAAGGAGCAUUGAACAAUUGUGUAUUGGGAAAUACAACGAUAUUUGCCGAAUCGCCUGCUGACAGUGAAGUGCAUACUUUAUUGCAACAAUUAAGUCAUGGCGGUGGUCAACAACAAGCUGGUGGUUCUGGUGCAGCUAGUUGGGGCUUGAGACCGACAAACAAAGCUGGUCCACCUCCUGAUACUUGGGGAGGAAGUUCCAGCCAAUUGUGGGGUGCACCGCCAACGACCAAUUCACUAUGGAGUAACACGGGUAUCGACACCAGUGACCAGCAAAGAGCAACUCCUAGUUCUCUCAACUCGUACUUACCCGGAGACCUUCUGGGAGGGUUGUGGAGUUGCGAAGGGUAGCUGUGGGUGAAAUCAUACGUGAGUAAACAAAAUAAAAAAUAAAAUAAAAUU
Messenger RNA from Polistes dominula (European paper wasp), 6618 nucleotides. RefSeq names its product trinucleotide repeat containing adaptor protein gawky (gene gw). Lineage: Eukaryota; Metazoa; Arthropoda; Insecta; Hymenoptera; Vespidae. Gene Ontology annotation, biological process: positive regulation of nuclear-transcribed mRNA poly(A) tail shortening; miRNA-mediated gene silencing by inhibition of translation. Gene Ontology annotation, molecular function: RNA binding; protein binding. The record is from RefSeq and is a predicted model, not a curated record. Gene Ontology annotation, cellular component: P-body; nucleoplasm.